This is a messenger RNA of Amblyraja radiata (thorny skate), 1543 nucleotides long. RefSeq lists its product as uncharacterized. Gene Ontology annotation, molecular function: 3'-5'-DNA exonuclease activity; nucleic acid binding. Bases 166 to 1194 code for a protein of 342 amino acids. Gene Ontology annotation, cellular component: cytoplasm. The transcript has 4 exons. The record is from RefSeq and is a predicted model, not a curated record. Gene Ontology annotation, biological process: DNA catabolic process. NCBI's taxonomy places the organism in Eukaryota, Metazoa, Chordata, Chondrichthyes, Rajiformes, Rajidae.
CCAUUUUACCCCAGUGAUGUUUUAUUCCGCAAUCCUGCCCCUUGUUCUAGAUUUCAUACUGAGGAAACCGUCCCGUCCAAAGAUUAUCUGAUCCGUCCCGUCCCUCCCUUCAAACACCUUCCCCUCCGCCCAGAGCUGCCCGGACAUGUCCCUGCUGUUGUGCGAAUGACAGGGAACCCGAGUGAGUCAGCGGGCGUAGUCUCGGCGGCGGCUGAUAAACGAGCGGCCGGUGAUCCGCGCUGGGCACAUGCUCCGGGAGUGCGACAGGGUCCUGCAGUAAGAUUCGGCAAAGCAACUGUGAGUGAGAUGGCAUCUCCUCAGGUUAGAGAAAAUGGAGCUGAAGAUGCAAUGCAGAGGGAGUCUGGAGCUGAGAUGCCCAGUGGUGGACAGGAUGGCCCUCAGCAGACCACAGAGGAGACCCUGGUGUUCUUUGACUUGGAAACCACAGGCCUAGAAAAUGAUUGUGACAUUGUGCAGUUGUCGGCAGUGAGUGGCGAGAAGAUCUUUAACAAGUACAUCUUGCCUAGUAAGCCCAUCUCGGAAGGUGCGUUUGCCAUUAAUGGAUUUCAAGUCUUGGACGGGGUCCUAUACCUUCGAGGGGAACCUCAGCAGGCCAGCAGCCUUCAGGACACCUUGGAAGCUUUCCUCCACUUCCUGCAGUCUCUGCCCUCACCUCUGAUAAUAGGGCAUAACAUCAGGAAGUUUGAUGCUCCUAUACUUUUACGAGGUCUGCAAGAGCUCUCCAUGAAAGAUCAGUUUGACAGUUGUAUAACUGGAUUCUUAGAUACUCUCUUGCUCACCAAAGUUGUUGUUCCCAGGUCAGAGGUCAAUAGUUAUAAGCAAAUUGAAUUAGUGAAAGUGUUUCUUAAGAAAGGUUAUAACGCUCACAAUGCUGUGGAAGAUGCAAAAAGUUUGCAGGAGCUGUAUUCUGUCCUAAAAUUUACUCCAGAACAAAAGAAGAGCAGUCAGUUUUCAUUCUCCCAGCUUGAAUGCCAAGUGUCUUUGCGGCCCUUACUCAAAGAAAAAAUAAUUUCCUCUCAGUUAGCUGAUAAACUUGCAAUGCAAGGAGUAAGCUUCGAGAAGCUGCAAUCAACACAUCAACAAGAUGGGGAGGAAGGGCUGAAGAACUUCCUCCGGUCUCUGGGUCACAUGGAACCCAGUUACACCAGGCUCUCGAGGUUUUUUAUUAAGUGAAGAGCGCAGUUGUAUUGAACCUUUGAAGUUGAUUGGUAUAACUCAGUAACAGAGACUGUGUAUUCCUCUCAAUGUGCACGAUCCGCUUCCUUCUAGCUGAAUUGCCCUCUGCAGCUAUUUUUUACCUAAUUACCCUUAAAGCACAAUAACAAGCUGCUGGAGAAACUCAGUGGGUCAGGCAGAAUCACGUUCCCACCACAGAUGCUGCUUGACAGUUGAGUUCCUCCCGCAGUUUUCUGCUCAAGAUUCCAGCACCUGUAGUCUCUCGUGUUAUUCGUAAUAAUGUAUUUUCUAUCUAUAUGAAAUGAAAAUGUAACUAUGUGGAUCUUAAAUAAAUAAUAUUUUAUAA